CACCCCCCUCCCCUCACAGCUGAGGACCGACUCUGGGGGAAUCGACGCCCGGGGGCUGCUCGCCAGGCUGGCUGACCCGGGCUCGCGGGUCCUCGGGGGCGCGCGCGCCUGGAUGCCGCCGCGGACGAUGCUGCUCUUCCUGCAGCUGUGGCGUCUAGUGCCGGAGAGCGCGGCAGUUUUAAUUCUUCUGACAUUGCUACCCGAGCCUGACCUCAUCCUGGAUUUCCCCACCGCUGCCCUGGGGCCUCGCCCCCUCUCUGCCACACAGAUGCUGGAAGGCUUAUCAGCACAGACGGAGAGCCCCUGGGGGUUGCCCGUGGUGGCCGAUGGCCCAGCUUCCUUAGCGAAGAUGGUGAUGGCAGAACUAGCCAACCUGAAGUUAGAAAACAAGCCAUGGCCUGGAGGGACUCACUCUCUCCACUACCAUUACCUGGCCCUGUCAGAGCCGGGCCCAGACCUUCCCCAGUUUCUGGCUGUAGGCUACGUGGAUGACCAGCCUUUCAUCCAUUAUGACAGUCGUGUGGACAGGGCCAAGCCCCAGGCCCCGUGGAUGGCAACUGUGGACGCCCAGUACUGGGAGACAGAGACUCAGAAGCAGAGGGCCUGGGCAAAGGUGCAGCAGGUGGAGACGUGGACCGUGAUGGGCUACCACAACCAGAGCACUGGCAUGCACAGCACCCAGCGGAUGUUCGGCUGUGAGAUCCGGGAGGACGGCCACACCCACAGCUUCUGGCAGUUUGGCUUCGAUGGGCAGGACCACCUGUCACUGGACCUGGAGACUCUGAACUGGGUGUCGGCCAAACCUGCAGCCAUGCGGACCAAGAGCUGGUGGGAGACAGAGCGCUGCUAUGCUGAGUACGACAAGGCUUACCUGGAAGGCCUCUGCCUCGUUUCCCUGCGCAGGUACCUGGAGCUGGGCAGCCAGAGCCUCACCCGGAAAGGAAUCUCCACAGACACAGAACCAAACAGGAUGUGGAGAGAGAGAAUUAAGGAAUUGGCUCACGUGACCAUGGAGGACCGGGAGUUCCAAGAUCUGCAGCUGGCAAGCCAGAGACCCAGGAGAGCCAGUGUUUCAGUUUCAGUCCAUAGACAGGAAAAGACUGAUGUCCCAGCUGCAGGAGAUCGGGCAGGAGAGCCGCCCACGGUGCAGGUGACAAGACACACAGCCCCGGAUGGCGGCAUCACGCUGAAAUGCUGGGCCCGGGGCUUCUACCCACAGGACAUCUCAUUGAGCUGGUGGCUGGGUGAGGAGGAGCUGGUGCUAGAGACUGAGUAUGUGGAGACACGCCCCAGUGGAGAUGGCACCUACCAGACGUGGGCGGCUGUGCAGGUGCCAGCCAGGACGGAGUACCAGUACACUUGCCAUGUGCAGCACUCUGGCCUGAACCACACACUCACUGUGACCUGGGAAGCACCCCCUCGUCAGUGGAUAACCAGUGCUGUGGUUAUCCCCAUGUUGAUCUUUCUCUUGCUGACGGCUGGAGUGCUGAUCUUCAUCAAGCAGUACUCUCAAGGUGGAGAGGACCCUCCAGUGAGCCCAGUGAGAGUGGAGGCUGCUCAGCUGCUCUGCUGACACACAUUCAC
Molecule: messenger RNA, 1584 nt
Organism: Lontra canadensis (Northern American river otter)
Lineage: Eukaryota; Metazoa; Chordata; Mammalia; Carnivora; Mustelidae
Product: H-2 class I histocompatibility antigen, Q7 alpha chain-like
Biological process (GO): immune response
Cellular component (GO): external side of plasma membrane
Source: RefSeq, a predicted model, not a curated record